Molecule: messenger RNA, 972 nt
Organism: Staurois parvus
Lineage: Eukaryota; Metazoa; Chordata; Amphibia; Anura; Ranidae
Source: the annotation of a GenBank genome assembly
AUGGGAAAUCUUAUUAAAGUUUUGGGAAAAGAUUUAGAGAACUGUCCACAUUUUUUUCUGGAUUUUGAAAAUGCACAGCCCACGGAGGCAGAAACAGUAGUGUGGAAUCAAGUCAACUCUGUCCUAGAAGAAGCCCAGAGUAUCCUGGCUGAACUGCAAUCCUACCGGGGUGCUGGGCAGGAAAUAAGACAGGCAAUACAGAAUCCACUGGAUUUGCAUCUACAGGAAGAGGCAUGGCGGGCUGUAUGUCCUCUAGUAGCCAAACUUAAACGCUUCUAUGAAUUCUCUCUACGACUUGAAAAUGCACUGCACAGCCUGCUGGAAGCACUUACGUCACCUCCGUAUGCUCCAACCCAACACCUGGAGAGAGAGCAGGCCCUGGCCAAGCAGUUUGCUGAAAUCCUGCAUUUUACCCUCAGCUUUGAUGAGCUCAAGAUGACAAAUCCAGCUAUACAAAACGACUUUAGUUAUUACAGGCGGACUGUGAGUCGUAAUCGACUAAAUAACUUCCAGGUGGAUGCGGAGUGUGAUGUAAACAAUGAGAUGGCAAAUCGCAUGUCUUUGUUCUAUGCGGAUGCUACACCUAUGCUGAAAACGCUGAGCAAUGCAACUACCAAGUUUGUCUCUGAGAACAAGUCUUUGCCGAUUGAGGACACAACAGACUGUUUAAGUACUAUGGCAUGUGUUUGCAGAGUUAUGCUUGAGAAUCCUGGUUACCGUAGCCGUUUCACCAGCAAUGAGACCUUGCUGUUCUGUAUGCGAGUCAUGGUUGGUGUAAUUAUCUUGUAUGACCAUGUCCAUCCUGUUGGAGCAUUUGCAAAAACCUCUAAAAUUGAUAUGAAAGGCUGCAUCAAGGUACUGAAAGACCAGCCAUCAACAAGCACAGAAGGGCUUCUCAAUGCUCUCAGAUAUACAACCCGUCACCUGAAUGAUGACACCACAUCCAAGCAGAUCAGAGCUCUUCUACAGUGA